Molecule: messenger RNA, 465 nt
Organism: Rotaria sp. Silwood2
Lineage: Eukaryota; Metazoa; Rotifera; Eurotatoria; Philodinida; Philodinidae
Source: the annotation of a GenBank genome assembly
AUGGUAAAACAAAAAUCGUAUGCAUAUAAUGACCGUGACAUGAAUCAAUAUAAAACACGUACACUUUACGGUGGACAAGCAAAUAAUUAUCAACAAAACCCAUCUGAAAAUAAUCAUGUUCCAGUAGCUAAAUCAAGUGGAUGCUGUUGUCGUUCAAAAAAAUCUAAUACCAUUUCUCCACGACCUACUGCUGUUGUACAAUCUCAACCACCGCCACUAACUGCUCAUGAAAAAGCUCAUAUGAGACUUGAUCCAACUGAUCCAUUUUAUCAUCGUCAUGGUCGAAUUAAUAAAAAUCAAAACCAAACAAAAAAUUCUUAUCAGCAAAAAAAGGGAAAAAACAAAACCCAUUCAACUGUACAAACAACAUACACAAGACAAUCAAAUAAAAAUUCUAAUCCUCCUGUACAAUCUACAGCACCACCAACAACAAAAAAACAAAGCUCUUGUUGUACCAUUCUUUAG